AUGCUUUUAGAUUUGCAAUUAAAAUAGCAAUAAGAAGAUAUUCAAAAUAAAGUAUUUGAUUUUGAUUAGGAGGACACUUUUAGUAAAAGUGGUGACCAAGAACAAUGGCUAUAUGAUUCUGAGUAUAAGCUAGAUGAUGAAUAAACAAAGAAGCAUAGGCUACAGCAAGCAUAAAUAAUAGAUAACAUGCCUUUUUACAAGAACUUCCUUACUUGCACAAUUUGCUAGGGCUUUCAAGCUCAAGUUUAAACUUUCCUUACUGACAUAGAAAAUUUAAAAGCAUUUCGAGGAGCAGCUGGUUUGUACUGCUAAUAUUUCCUAGGCUAUUCAAAUGAGACGUGCUCAUUUGCUACAGGCAUUAUCAUAAGGGAAUUGAAUGCAGGUAUUUUCCAAUUAGUACUUUCGAGGGAAUAUCUGUGUUCAAGGGUAGUGCCUGUUUGCACUACUCCAUACUAUUCAUAAUAUUUGGCACAAGAUUACGCAACCAGAAUACUUCAGUCAAAACCAACCUCAAUAUAAUCUGAUACCUUUAUUAACUCACUCUACUCAAGUAUUCAAGGGUAGAAUGGAAGAGCAACUUAUAAUAUCCUUCAUCUGACUGAUGCACAUAUUGAUAGGAUGUAUGUGGCUGGAACAAAAGCAAAUUGUGGAAAUAUCUUAUGCUGUAGACAAAUUUAUGGCACUAGUGGAGAACAAGCAAAUGCUAGAGGCGAUUACAGAUGUGACACACCCUCCUAAACAUUUAAUGACUUGCUUUCUCGAAUUGCUGCUCAAGUAACACCAGACAUUAUAUUCGUAACUGGGGGUAUGAUGGCGAGAGAUUUAAACACCACAGAAGAUCAAGUAAUUUCUAAUUACAGUCUUGCUCUAGAUUAGAUCAGAGCAAGAUUCGGUUCUGCACAAAUAUACUCUGCUUUUGGUACAGAUGAAUUUCUUCCGAAUUAAACACAGUUCUUCGCAUUUAGAUCCACAAGAAGAUAAGUCUAACUAGCCAACAUUCUUACUGCGCCAAGAACAUCAACUAAUGCUACUGCAGUCUCAGAAGCAUAGGGCUAUGGAUACUACUCAGUUUAUAACCUGAAUACAGGAUCUCGAACCUCUACUCUAUCAAAAGUAAUGCUUAUCGUUCUAAAUACCUAAGUUUGCUAUACAUAUAACUCUGGAUUACUAAGAGAAUAAAAUGAUCCUGCUGGAAUGCUAAGUUGGCUAGAAGGUAGACUAAGAGCAGCUGAAGCGAAUUAAUGGUUGGCCUUUAUUAUUGGGCAAAUCCCUCCUGGAAAUCCCAAUUGCAAUAGAUAGUAUUCAAUCAGAUACAAUGUGCUGAUGGAAAGGUUCUAGCACAUUGUAAGACUCCAAGCAUAUGGCUAUGAAGGCACAGAUUCCUUCAAGAUUCUAAGAUCCACUACUAGUCAAAAACCUAUUGGUAUUGUUCAAAUAGGAGGACAAAUUGGUACAAAGGAGUUUAACCCUUCAGCAAGGUUAUAUACAAUGGAUGCUGCUCUGCAUAUUCCUACUAAGAUUGAUAUUUACAAUUUUAACCUUGAUAACGCAAUUCAAACUAACACUUGGAACUUUAACACAGUGACCUACCCAGCUAAUUACGGGAUGUAAAAUCUAAGUCCCUCAGAAUACAACUGGCUAGCCAAUUAGAUAUUAAUCAGUGAGUCGAGAUCUAAGACUUUAUACAAUUCAAUGAGAAAGUACUGGAGUCAAGAUAUUGAUUGUGUUGAUACAUGCUAGCUUGAGUUAUACUGCUAAAUUUAUUACGCUCACAAUGAGGACACAAUGCAGUGUAGAGAUAAAUCUUUUGAUCUUCAAUACGGUCUUCCUUAUGUACUAAGUUUUUUAAGUAAUCCUUGGGUGCAAAGAACUUGA
Stylonychia lemnae is the source of this 1875-nucleotide messenger RNA. The record is from the annotation of a GenBank genome assembly. Lineage: Eukaryota; Ciliophora; Spirotrichea; Sporadotrichida; Oxytrichidae.